CAGUUUUGCAUUUUAUUAAAAUAUAUCGUUAUGUGUGUUAGAUGUCUUUUAAUCGCUUUGAUCGUGUAGGAAUGGCAGUAGGUGCUUUUCUGUUUGGAACUAUAUCAGAUGCCAUCAGUCGUAAAAAAUCGAUUCCAAUUGCUAUGGGCACUAUAUUUUGCGCCUCAACUAUCCUCGCCUUCGUGCAAAAUAAUUUCUUGAUAAAUAUAUCGGUAUUUAUGUUAGGAUUAGGGUAAGUUCCUAUUCUUUUAUAAUGAAAGUCACCAAUAUAAUUUUGUAAGUCUUUUGAUGAUGACUGAGAUUAAAGUGAUAAAAAGUCAUGGAUAAUACGUUCGUAGGUUUAAAAAUAUUUUUAUUGUUCUAUUUAUUUUUUUUUAUUAUAUUAGCAUAUGUUUCAUGUACGUAAUUCUUUAUUUAUCCCUUCUUAUCAAACGUGCAUAUCUUGUAUUGUGCACAGAAGUGAAAGAUAUUGUGACAUGUAAUUUGUAAUUACAUAAAAAACUGUUGCGUUGUGACGUCAAUGAUAUUCAUAGAGCAGCCGGAAGUAAUGUCGUCGUGAGAGUUUAUCUUAUCGAGUGCCUACCGAUGAAAAAAAGAGGAACUUGCUUAGCAGUAAUCGACAUGUUCUGGAUAGUCGGCUAUUUAUCAGCCUUAGGAGUUUCUUGGUCCAUGAUGCCGUCCAUCAUACAAAUGCUGAACAGGCAAUUCCGGCCGAGUUCCUGGCGAAUACUCGUCGCUCUCUGUAGCAUGCCAAGCCUGGUGAUCGCCUGUGCUUCUGGUCUGCUACCGCCAAGUCCUCGAUACUCGCUGUACCGUCGACGACCGAGACAGGCGCUUGCGGUGCUCCAACAGAUGUAUGCCAUCAAUAAUUCGAAGCAUACCGAUACCUACCCGGUCAAGAAUCUAGAAGACUGCGUGCGUCCAGACGAGGAGACUGAAGAUAACAAAAUUCAAAGAUACUUCACGAAAACCUGGGAACAGGUCUACAGAAUAUACAAACAUCCGUACAAGCGUGUGACACUGUACGGGACAUUAGCGUGUCUUCUGCAAUUUCCCGGAUUUGCUUGGCUCGCUCUGUGGAACACGCACGUUCUUCAGGAAAUGAAAGCGGAGCACGUUGUAAGCGGCAACGGCACGUGUAACGUCAAUAUUCAGAACGUGGUAUUGGAUUUUUUACGAAACUGCGACGAGACGAACGAGGCUCGUUUCGGAUUGCUGUUGCUGGUGUCGCUGGGCUACGUGCUGGGAGAGACGUUGCUCAUCAUCGGAAUCGACAACGUUGGCAGAAGGCCGUAUCUAAUAUCUUCGGCGCUCGUGGGUGGCGUGGCCUCGCUCGUGCUUAUUUUUCGGUUGCACCACGCGAUUCGUGUAACUCUGUCGUCGAUUUUCCUGGCCGCUUACGCUAUCGGGCACACGACGACGUGCGUUUUGCUGCUGGAGAAUUAUCCCACCGCUCUGAGAGGCACGGUGAUGGGUUUAACGAGGAUACUUCCUCACUUGACGCUUUUCGCGUUGCAGCUCUUCCUAAGAACGACCUGCCUAAUAAGUAUAAUCGUCGCGUCGACUAGCUUGAUGGGUGCGGCGAUUAUUAUGCUGUUGGUGCCUGAUUUAACUGGAUUGCCGAUGAAGGAGUAAUUCAUACUUCCGGAUAUAUUCAAAGGACGAUUUACUUUCCGUCAGUAGAGCCACGACCGUAUUUUUCUCGAGUAAAAUUUUACUUUAUGCAAAUUUCCCUUUCUUUCCGUUUGUUAAAUCUCAAAUUGUUCUCUGAAAUUUCGUCAGACAUGUCAGUUUAACAUUUAGGCCUUGCACAAGGAGAUUUUAUUCUACAUUUUCGUAAUGGGCCAUCCACAGUUUUUAGCAAUGCGGGAUUCUCUAUCUUUUUAGCAAUCGCGAGAUUCUCUAUCUCGCGCGGCGAAAGUAGCACGGGGCGAGCUUUAUGAUCGGUAGCGUUAUUCCGCGGCGCUUAUAAAUAAGAACCGUACGGGCGCGUCUUCCCGCCGCCGCCUUCCCGUCUAUUUUCGACGGGAACAGGAAGAACGCUCGCACGCAAGCAGUCGCGCAUGCCCGCCUCCCGACGCGAGACUCCCGUCUCGGCGUCGCGACGCCUUUGCAACUCGCGCGUAUAUUCUAUACACGCGCAUACACACGUACGCGCAUCCGCCGUAAAUACGAACGGCGAAUGCUCGUCACCGAAAAUAAUUCGGCGCGCUAUCGUCGAAGUCUCGAAACGCGCGACGUCCGACGAGCUUCUCGGCGAAGAGGCGACCUCGCGAGGUCGCGCGAGCCGAAUUCCUGGCGAUCGAGGGUGCGUCGAAGAGAAAUGUGAUUUCGUACUCGACGAUCGAGUACAAAAGUGAAGAAGAAGAGAAUUGUCGUGUAACCGAUUAAUCGAAGCGCUUCCUUCAAGAGAAUUUCUGAUGUACCAUGGUGAUGUACGUGGGUGGUGAAAAGUAGUAUACCUCCAGUUUACGUCGACUGCAUUUCAAACGGAAGAUCCUGCGACGGAGAAUGAAUUUUUUUAAAUAAAAGAAUUUUUUAAAGUAAAAGGAGAAAUUUAUUGGGGAUCAUUGGAGAUUAAAGAAGAAGAAGAAUUGUUCGAUGCAACGUUCGUUCUCUUUGGAUUCCGUUCGGAGGCGAGUUGGAAGAAAUUCGGGUGGAUCUUAACAAAGGAGUCGUGUUUCGUGUAAAACAAAGAUGCUAUCUGCCCUACAUAAGUAAACGCAUACGCAGGCGAUUUAGCAUUAUUUCGCAGCAAAUCUUCUUAUACGCCAACGAGAUUUAGAAAAUUCUUUCUAAAUAUUUUAAAUCGAAACACCACGUUUAAUUGGAAAAAGAAAUCGAUGAAGAGAAUUGAUGAAGCAAUCAUAUGAAGACUAUGAAAAGCGUAAGUCGUACUGGAGAAUUUCAGUGGAAAUUAUAAAUAAAGAAGAGAAUUGAUGUUUCUUCUUUGCACUUUUCGUACUUUUCUGAUUCUUACGGCAAGAAGAAACGCCAUUAGUGUAGUCGAACCCAUUACCGCGCCUUCGCUUCCCAUAAUAUUUAUACGAUCGGAUAUUUACGGGAGGAAUCAACACUUCGCUUCUACCAUCAAUUUAUAGAUCGCAUUUCCGUCUACCAACGCGUACAGAAACAAAUCUGACAAAGAACGUAUAAUAUGGCGCAAACAUUUAGAUAAAAGUAUUCGGAAAACUCUUUGUGUAAACUGGAGUCAACGAAAUAUACCAGUGGCCAUAAAGGAAUACGUAAGAUUCUUUUAAUGAAAGAAGUUUGAUAUACAAUGACGAAAUAAAAAAACAGACACUGUAUAAACACUUAACGGAACAGAAACAUUUCGAUAUCAGAGUGCUUUUUCUAAUUUGCUGAAAUAUAAACGAAAAA
Pogonomyrmex barbatus (red harvester ant) is the source of this 3381-nucleotide messenger RNA. Its product is annotated as synaptic vesicle 2-related protein. NCBI's taxonomy places the organism in Eukaryota, Metazoa, Arthropoda, Insecta, Hymenoptera, Formicidae. Gene Ontology annotation, molecular function: transmembrane transporter activity. Gene Ontology annotation, biological process: transmembrane transport. The record is from RefSeq and is a predicted model, not a curated record. Gene Ontology annotation, cellular component: membrane.